Molecule: messenger RNA, 3309 nt
Organism: Coregonus sp. 'balchen'
Lineage: Eukaryota; Metazoa; Chordata; Actinopteri; Salmoniformes; Salmonidae
Source: the annotation of a GenBank genome assembly
GUCUAUACUCUACUGAUGAUUAAUUAAGCAUAACAUAUCCUUUUGGAUUCUUCAUCAAUUUGCUUUGAGACCAUUCGGUUGAUUAUAUCGAGUUAUAUGGUGUGCAAGUUGAUUUCUGCGAUAUUUCCAGUAUCUUCGUUUGGAAAAUCGUCACUGUAAGUACAAUGUAAUAUUUAUUGCAUUUUGCUUGCAUCAUUUAUGUCUGGUCUUAUAUUAUCUUAUGAUCAUCUAAUGUAUGUGAACUUGCAAAAUCCAUGACGUAAUGUAAAGAGAACAUCAUUCUGCAGCAGCAAUAGACCGAAGUAAUGUUUUCUUAAUUAACAUUCAUGCCAAUAAUACUGCUAAUAUAUUUUACGCAACUGUUAAAAUGAUUGGCAAAGUUGCAGUAUUUUCUUCGAUUCCUAUGUAUUGUAGCCUAAUACAUAAUUGUAAUCCCUUCAUAUUGAAAUGAACACAGUUUUCUCUCAUGUUUCGGUACCAGACACAAAGGACAGAGAUGGUGUUCUACGGGGAGAGAGAGAACGGGACACGCGAGCGGCCACCGCUGUCUCUCAUCCUACCGCAUCUUUACCUAGGUGCAGAGACUGACGUUACCCAGGUAAUAAUGUUUUCAUUCAGUAGGUCAGUCUCUAGAAUUGAUAGCCUAGCUCUCGUCAUUGGCCAAAGCAUUGUAUUUUCACAAUGCACCGGAAAUGCACCUCUUCCAGAAGACCAGAAUGUAUUAAUAUUGCCUGUUCUCGGUCUCUCGUUUCUCCGUGCUCUCCUGCUCGGCUGCAGGAUUGCCUCGGCGCCCGCGGGAUCUCCUACGUGCUAAGCGUGAGCCGCUGCAGCCCGCAGCCUACUUUCCUUUCCCGUUCCCAGUACCAUCGCAUCCCCAUUGACGACUCUCUCCUUGACGACCUGCUGCCCCAUAUCCCGGAGGCACUGCGUUUUAUCGGUGAGAAUAAUGAUGAGAUUGUGUUAGUUAUGUGUCAAAUGGAUGGCACUCUAUUCCCCAUAUAGUGCAACUGCACUAUUUUCGACAAGACAGAGAGCUAGUGCACUAUAAGGGGAAUAUGUCAUUGGAGAUUUGACCAAGGCAAAUCCUGCAGGUUAGGUAGUAGAACACUUCUGCAUGUCAUCAUUAUGCUAUAGUCUGCAUCAUCAUGGAUACAUUACACACUGGUGACUGUCUGUCUGGAAGAAACACAGAUGACUCAGUUCAAGUGAUGAGCAGUUAUUGAUCAGGGUUUCAUGCCAGUUAUGCUCCUAUGGUUUCAGAAAUAUUGAAUGCUGUUACAGCCCAUUCAGUACCACGGAAAUUGAUACAAGCCUACUGUUGCAGGAAGCCCAUUCAUGACAGUUGAUAUAAGCUGUGUGUCCUUUGCACAGUUUGCAGUCUGGCUGAUGUGAUGUCAUGCGAUACAGUAUGGAUGAUUUCAAAUAAACAAUUGACUUAUCUAUCUCUUCUCUCUCUCUCAGAUGGGGCUAUGUCAUCAGGUGGAUCUGUGUUAGUUCAUUGUGCUGCAGGAAUCUCUCGCUCCCCUGCCCUGGCUGUGGCCUACAUUAUGUACAACCUGGGGAUGGACCUUGACCAUGCCUACAGGUGUGUUUGACGGUGCUGUGUGUGUGUGUGUGUGUAUGUAUUCAUGCAUUUUAAUGAUUGGUUUGUGCGCAUAUAAAGCAUCCACAUCUAAUCUUGUCUGUUCCUCACUUUCAGGUUUGUGAAAGAGCGCAGGCCUUCAAUCUCCCCAAACUUCAAUUUUCUGGGUCAGCUACAACACUUCCAGGGAACCCUUGCUCAGAAGGCCUCUAAUGGCAACCCCACUAUCCAGCCAAUCAGAUCACUGGACACAUGCCUGCAGUCAAGCAAUGAAAACAUUAGCCGCGGUUCCUCUGUCCCCCUGUCAGCCAAUCAGAUCAUGAAUAUUCAGGACAAUGGCUAUGUUGCUAAGGACUUUUUAGAGGUUGCUAAAGUGCAUAAUAUGUACAAUGAGAAUUCCACUUGUAACAUAGAGAACAUAGAAACUCAGAGUCUAUCAGAGAAGCCACAGCAAGAUCAGAGGAGCGUAUCGUCACAACUGACGCUGUCUCUCUCCAGCAGACUCAGAACGCUCACUCUCAACCUGAACCAGAACCAGAACCAGAACCAGAGGGAGGCCCAGAGCCUGUGUGGAGCAAUGACUCCAAGCCCCAACGAACCAGCGACACCAACACCAAAGCCCAGUACACUACAAAUCCCAACAGGCAUUGUGUCUCUCUCUGAGAAGCGCAAGAGCCUCACCCUCUCCCUGUCUCCCGUUGGUGCAAUUCCCCCUACUCCCCACCAGAAUCAGCCAGAAAGCAGCAACAGCAUUAGCCACAAGCCAAUGCGCUCCAGCGCUUCCAACACCAACCACAAGAUGGGGGUAGAAGGCACCAGUGGUUCAAAAAGGCACGGUCGACCUUCGACGGUGGCCCUUUCCUCCUCACAGACAGAUGUACAACAGAGAGAGAGGAGCACAUCCUGCGGUUGGCCCAAUCGCUGCUCCUCCCGAACCCAGGCGAAGGGAGAGAAAGAGGGAAGAAGCCAGGGUAAAAGAGAGCCCGGCCAGAGUGUGGAGAAGGGGAGGCCUAACUUAACUCCAAAGACAGGGAAGGACCACAGCAAGGGAAGAGCAGAGAGGGAGACACUAACAGGGAGCCUGAGCAGCAGUUCUGUUUUGAACCAGCACAGUAUCGUAGUUGACCAGCAGGUGUCACCAGCAGCUACGCUGUCUGCAUCUGCAGUGGAGGCUGAGGAAGGAGUGGAUGCUGAACAGGGCCACCUGUCUCCUCUCAACCUGACUGUCAACAAGCUGCUGGGCUGGGGUGAGAAGAUGCUGCUGGGGGUGCUGCUCGGCCCCCGGAUCAAAGUGGGACAGGCUGUUCUGCCCUAUAGGUGCUGAUGCAGUAAGAGACCACUGGCGAGGACAGAGAGAGGACUGAUAAAUGCCAGGAGAUUGAUUUGUGUGCGUGUGAGGAACUAAAGAACAGAGAACUGAACUGCAUGUAUAAUAUUUGUCUGCCCAUACCAUGUUCACGGAGCUCUGAGUGAAUGUUUGUCCUAUAAAUGCCAAUUUAUUGUUAACUUCCUUCAAAAGCACUAUAUAUAUUACAUAUAGGAGCAGUUUAUGCCUCCAACACAAUGCACAUAGAUUAAGUUUAUGGCUUGAUUAUGUUUAUUUUUAUUUAUUGAUUGACAUGAAUCAAGUGAUCAGUUUAUUGUUGUUAUUUAUACAAUUAAUAUUUUGAGGAUGGUAUUUUGGCACUGUUGUUUCUAAUGGGAUCACAGUGUUAAUUAAAGAUGAC